Molecule: messenger RNA, 1023 nt
Organism: Purpureocillium lilacinum
Lineage: Eukaryota; Fungi; Ascomycota; Sordariomycetes; Hypocreales; Ophiocordycipitaceae
Source: RefSeq, a predicted model, not a curated record
AUGGUGCGAUUUCGCUUGCAAGACGCCCUUCCGCUGCUUGCUGCCUCGUCCGCGGUCGCUCUCGACCCCGACUUCUCUUUUUACCCAAAGAACGCGCAAUCAUGCCUCAAGAGCGCGGCCAGCAAGUCGAAAUGCUCCGGCUCGACGGCCAAAGAGCUCAAUACUUGCUUUUGCGGUAACAAGGGCAAUUUCAUCACCAACACGGCCAAAUGCCUGGGCAAAGAGGACAUGGCCGACGUACAGAGCGUGUACGCGACAAUAUUACAGGCGUGUACUGGGUCGAACACGCCCAUGAGCGUGAGCCAGAGCGAUUUCAUCAAAGCCGCCAACGGACAGGACUCGCCGACGACGACCAUUACGACAAUGCCGACCAGUACGAUAUUGCCGACCAAGACCAGCUCGACGAGUACGCCUGCAGGCGGGGCCCAGACGGUGACGGUAACUCCUACAACAACGGGCAGCGGCGGCGGCGGGCGCCUGUCAACCGGCGCGACUAUUGGCAUCGCCGUUGGUACUACGCUGGUGGGCGUGGCGGUGUUGGGCGGCCUUGGGUUUCUGUUGUUUCGACGGCACAAACGGGGCAACGUCGAGGAGUCACGGCCGAUGCUCGUGCACCCCGAGUACUACCACCACAUGACGGGGACGACGACGACGACGACGACGUUUCCGGCCAAGGAUCCGUCCAUCGACCUUGGCCGGUUCAGCGGCGCCACUGAUUCCAAGUCCGGGGCAUGGUCGCCAUCGUCAGGCCCAGGGUCCGCGGCGCACGCGAGCCCCGGGCCGUAUCCCAGCGCCUUCACACCGUCGCCGCCACCGGCAGACGGCAUCGCGCUCGCGGAGCUCCCGGCUGUGAGAGAUACUUCCGAGGUGUUUGAGAUGGCCGCAACGAGUGCUCGCAAGGCAAGCGAUGCGCCGAGCGCUUCCGUGAGCCGAGGUUUCCAGGUGUCCGGCGCGCCUGCCACGGUGCCACCGGUGACCGGACAUUUUGGCAAGCGCAACCCCGAUUGCAACGCUCCUGCUUAA